Molecule: messenger RNA, 2202 nt
Organism: Penicillium bovifimosum
Lineage: Eukaryota; Fungi; Ascomycota; Eurotiomycetes; Eurotiales; Aspergillaceae
Exons: 1
Coding region: 1-2202 (733 amino acids)
Source: RefSeq, a predicted model, not a curated record
AUGGCCGACAACAACUCACCAGAUUACAAGGCUCUCUUUCUGCAAGAGAAGGAGAGACGCAAGCAGGAGGAAGAGAAGAGGAAGCAGGAAGAAGAGAAACGAAAGGAUGAAGAAAGGAGGCGAAAGCUGGCCGAAGAGCGUAGCCGACCGACCACUUUCGCGGAAUUCUUGUGCCAUUCCCACAACCUGCUCUCCCAACCGCUGCGAGUCGAGACACCAUCUCGCUCGACUACCGGGAAAAUACCCCUUCCCACCGGGAAAUAUUGUCCGACACGGUUGGAACACUGGACGGAUUGCUCAACACAACAGUCGAAGCUCUACAGGUCCGUUUAUAACUACCUUCAGUUGACACCCGGGGGUCCGCCUCGUUUGUUCUCAUCUUUGCCUGAGCUAGAAGGAUUAGGCCGACGACUUUGUCGGAAGCCUAUGAGCAGUGAGCAAGAACUCGAGGCCUAUGAGCGGUUCGCCGUGGAAGAGCAUGUCCACGAUAUAAUUACCGAGUUGUGCAAACUGCCAGCUGCUCGCGACGAGUUCGGCCUCGGCGAUGGAAUCCAGUUCAGCAAUCAUACAAAUUCCUUAAGUGAGAACGGAGCUCCCGAAGCGGAUGCAAGCCAGCCGUCAAGUGUACACCACCCAAGACCUGAUCAGUUCUGCAUCCAUCGUGUCGACCGCAAUACUACCAGUCUCCUCACAUCGGUCGAGUAUAAGCCGCCUCACAAGCUUUCUGUGGCCAUCCUUCGUAUGGGGCUGCGACCAAUGGACUUAUGGAAGGAGAUGGUCAGGUCAAACAAAAUACCGACAGACCAGGAAGCGAAGCUGAGGUACAAUGCAGAGCGACUUGUCUGCUCUGCUCUUGUCCAGGAGUAUCAUGUGAUGAUCCAGGAAGGGCUCGAGUAUUCCUACGUGACCAACGGGAUUACCCGGGUCCUCCUUCGUGUUCCACAAGAUGAGCCUAGCACACUUUACUACUACUUCUGUGAUCCUAACAGCGAGUUGAAUGCAGCAGUGGAAGAUAGUUUCCAACUACCGAAGACUUCUGUUGCAAGGACACUAUGUCUGUGUUUGAUGGCCUUUCGCUCACCUGCGCGUCGCCAGGAAUGGCGAAAUUCCAUACGACCGGAGCUUCCUCUUUGGACGACCAAUUUUGACCACACUCGUUCUCAGAUUCCCCAAGCUGAGCUGCCGCAGACCGUUCCGAACUCCGAUAGUACAACCCUGGAGUACACGAGUCCGGAAUCCGGUUCAGAUUAUGAACUGCCGUCAUCUCCACCGGAUUCUCCAUCGGCAGCGGCUCGCCGAGUACCUACAAGGUCUCAGGCCAGCUGUGCACCGUCGGAUGUACAGCAUCGCUCGCAGUCACCAGACUCGUCAGGCUCCGAUUCGAACCAAGCAACAGGCCGGAAACGAGACAUCAGCCAAGUUACAUCCUCCCCAUCUGCCCAACGCGCAGGUCGUCAACGGGACUCAACGAAUCGUCGAGGCAACCAUGCCCCAUACCGUGAUGCGAAAUUCUGCACCCAACGCUGUUUACUCGGAUUGCAGUCAGGCGGUGUUCUGGAUGAAUGUUGUCCGAAUGUGAUACGCCAUCGUCGAAGCAAAGACGAUCUUCAUCAUCCGAUUAGCUCAGAAGAUUUGGUGCGUUUACUAAAGGCACAAUUGGACGAAAACAUUGACAGAUGUACACCCCUUGGAGGUUGCGGAGCGUACGGUGCGCCGUUCAAACUUACUUGUGUCGUAUAUGGCUACACUGUCAUCGGAAAAGGAACCACGUCGGGGCUGUGGAAAGAAGUUUCCCGUGAAGCGCAAGUAUACCAAAUUUUGCGCAAGGCUCAAGGGUCUGCCGUGCCGGUGUUUCUGGGGAUGAUCGACCUGGCUAAAAUUUAUUUCCUUCAUGGGGCUGGAGAGAUUCGCCAUAUGCUCGUGAUGGGCUGGGGAGGCGAAAGUACGGCAUCGAUGGAUCUCACGCCUGGGCUUCUCCAGGAGAUUCACAAGUCGAACAGAGAAGUCAAAGCUUUGGGAAUCACCCACGAAGACCUUCGGCGUGAUAAUGUCUUGUGGAAUGAAGAGCUUGGGAGGGCGUUGAUCAUCGACUUUCACCGGUCCACAUUGAAGGGUCGACCGACUUUGCAGCGGCCGCGAGCCUCAAAACGACGACUGCCUCAAUCAGAGAUAGUUGAUUCGAAACGCCUUCGUGUAACGUGA